Molecule: messenger RNA, 273 nt
Organism: Lathyrus sativus (Indian pea)
Lineage: Eukaryota; Viridiplantae; Streptophyta; Magnoliopsida; Fabales; Fabaceae
Source: the annotation of a GenBank genome assembly
AUGGGAUAUACAUUAACGAAGACAACAUUUAACUACUACCGGAGCAAAAUACGAAGAACAAAUAGAGCAUCUUUGGAGUGGAUAGACAGUAUUCCCAAAGAGAAGUGGUCGAGGGCGUUUGACAGAGGACAGCGGUGGGGACACAUGACAACAAAUUUGGCCAAAGCUAUGAACUCGGUACUUAAGGCUACCCGAAACAUUCCUAUUACUGCAUUAGUUAAGUCAACAUUCUAUCGUCUAGGAUCGUCGUUUGGAAAACUAGGACACGAUUGA